UUGGGGAGUGCAACAAAUCUUCCAGGUAGCACCCAAUUGGCCACUGUGUCAUUUGCCGUGUAUACAUUAACUUGGAUAUAUACCCAAUACAGCAAGUAUACCUACAGUGCUCAACCAGCACCGCCCAAAACGCCCGCCUUGUUUGUUUUAGCUGUAAAACGAUCCAUCUACAGCAGCCGGGCUCGAUUGACGCUGUCUGCCUGUGCUUUGCUGCUACGCCUGGCUCGGAAUAACAAGACAGUUUGCUAAUACCAGCAGAUCGUGGCUUUACUCAUAUCUACACAGCGAGCUAAAAAAAAAAAAAAAAAAAAAAAAAAAAUCAAGCAAGCAAGGGAGCCAGGCACAUAACACAGCUCAAGUUCCGCAACCCAGCAUGGCUUCGGGAGACCUUUACGAGGUUGAAAAAAUUGUAGAUAAGAGAAAGAACAAAAAGGGAAAAUGGGAAUAUCUUAUCCGGUGGAAAGGCUACGGGAGCAAUGAGGACACGUGGGAGCCUGAGCAUCACCUCCAACACUGUGAAGAGUUCAUUGAUGAUUUUAAUGGACUUCCCAUUCCCAAGGACAAGCGCUCCAAGCCAGGCAAGCAGGCUGGGGGCCUUCGGUUUCUCAGGGAAGGGAGAGCUGCCUCUUCUGAGGCUGCCAGGGGCAAAGUGGCAACCCACAAAAAGAAAAGGACUAACACGACGGGCUCCCAAAAGCAAAAACGGUGUUAUGGCGGUAAACACGCACUUGACAGAGCUACAAAGACUGUGACAUAUAGGACCACCCCCAGUGGACUGCAGAUAAUGCCCAUGAGGAAGCCACACAGUGGAAUACAAAAUGGAGACACUAGUCUGGACAAAGAUUCCUUACACUAUAGAGCUACAGCCCGGGAACAAAAAUUAGCAAACGAUGGAGAACAUGAAAUGUUGGACGACUUGGAAGUUAGUGACUCCCCCCUUAUGAAUGGAAUUGGGUCCACACUUUCCAAUGGGGGAAUUAAUUUGCACAGUGCAGUAAAACGGAAACUGGUAGAAGACAAAGACUAUGUGUUUGACAAACGACUCAGAUACAAUGUUCGGCAAAAUGAAAGUAACUGUCGGUUCAGGGACAUAGUGGUUAGAAAAGAAGAAGGUUUCACACAUAUACUGCUAUCAAGCCAAACAUCAGACAACAAUGCAUUAACCCCAGAGAUAAUGAAAGAAGUGAGGAGAGCUUUGGGUAACGCCUCAGUAGAUGACAGCAAGCUGCUGCUCUUGAGCUCAGUGGGUAGUGUGUUCUGCAGUGGCUUGGAUUACUCAUACCUUAUUGGCAGGUUAUCAACCGACAGGAGAAAGGAGAGCACAAGGAUUGCAGAAUCCAUAAGGGAUUUUGUAAAAGCUUUUAUUCAGUUUAAGAAGCCCAUCGUGGUAGCUAUCAAUGGACCAGCUCUUGGGUUAGGAGCUUCCAUCCUGCCGCUCUGUGACAUUGUGUGGGCCAGCGAGAAGGCCUGGUUUCAGACACCUUGUGCCACUAUCAGGCUGACCCCAGCAGGCUGCUCAUCUUACACCUUCCCUCAGAUUCUGGGGGUUGCACUGGCAAACGAGAUGUUGUUCUGUGGGAGGAAGCUAACCGCUCAGGAGGCAUGCAGUAGGGGAUUAGUAUCACAAGUCUUCUGGCCAACAACCUUCAGUCAAGAAGUGAUGCUCAGAGUAAAGGAAAUGGCUACCUGCAGUGCUAUGGUGCUGGAAGAAUCCAAAUACCUGGUGCGAAGUUUGCUGAAGUCUUCGCUGGAGGGGGUCAAUGAGAAAGAGUGCCAGAUGUUAAAGCAACUGUGGAGCUCCUCAAAAGGACUCGAUUCCCUAUUCAGUUACUUGCAGGAUAAGAUCUACGAAGUCUAACUUCCCCGUCAAUAUGAAAG
Polyodon spathula (Mississippi paddlefish) is the source of this 1878-nucleotide messenger RNA. Its product is annotated as chromodomain Y-like protein 2. Lineage: Eukaryota; Metazoa; Chordata; Actinopteri; Acipenseriformes; Polyodontidae. The record is from RefSeq and is a predicted model, not a curated record. Gene Ontology annotation, cellular component: nucleus. Bases 374 to 1858 code for a protein of 494 amino acids. The transcript has 7 exons. Gene Ontology annotation, molecular function: transcription corepressor activity.